Phalacrocorax carbo (great cormorant) is the source of this 2774-nucleotide messenger RNA. The record is from RefSeq and is a predicted model, not a curated record. Lineage: Eukaryota; Metazoa; Chordata; Aves; Suliformes; Phalacrocoracidae.
GGGGCGGUGGCGGCUCCGGGGGGGCAGAGCCGCGGCCGGCAGAGGACGGAGGGGGGCGGGCGGAGGGGGCCGGACAGCCCCGUCCCGCCCCGGGGCCGCCCCCGGCCGCCCGGUGAGAGCCCGGGCGGGGAGGUGCAGCCCGCGCCGCCGGCCAUGGCGUACCGGGAGCUGGUGAGGCGCUGGCACCAGGGCGUGCUGGCGGCCGACGGCGGGGACUGGGAGGCCGCCCUGGACAUCUUCUCCGGCAUCCCGGAGCCGCCGGCCAGGAUCUGUUUCAACAUGGGCUGCGUGCAGCUGCUGGCGGGGCGGCCCGCGGAGGCCCUGCGGGCAUUUGAUAAAACCAUUGCAAAGGACAGCUCCCUAGCCGUCGGCUUCUUUCAGAGAGGGUUUGUCCAUCUGCAGCUGGAAAGGUACGAAGAAGCUCUCUCUGACUAUCAUAUGGCCUUCAGUCAUCUAAGAAAAAAUCCCUUCAUUGAUUACAAGCAGCUGGGGCUGAGGCACAUACUCUAUGCAUGGGAGGUGCUGUACAGCACUGCAGCAGCGCAGUGCCGGCUGCAGCAGUGGCAGGAGGCCAGAGUCACCCUAGAUCAGGCUGUUGUAUGGAGACCUGAAGGAAGAACAGCAAUCCUGGACCUAGCCCUUGAGCGGGUGCAGGAUUGUCUGUUUUUAGAGCCCAUGCAGGUUCCUCUCGGGGAAUUUUUCAGACCACGAAAGAAGGAAGUUGAACAGCUGGAUUCAAAAGAUUUCCUGGGCAAACCCAAGGUGAUCUCCUCCAUCAUUCCCAAUGAUGAGUAUAUUGGCUUCGAGCCUCUCAGGCCUCAGAAACAGGGCUUUUAUGAACCCAGUGUUGAUACUCUGCGAGACAGUGAGUCAGGCUACUAUCGAGUUUUGUCCCAUUAUUGCCCUGAGGACUCAGAGAAGUUGGCAGUGAAAGCCAGCAGUUUGGUCUUUGUGCUGACGAGAGGAGCGGAUGGCUGGGCUACAGCCAUACAUGAUGGACAGAAGCUGCGGAUACCGAGCUCUCUCCUGGAGCCUGCCUCAAAGAUGGAUAAAUGGAAAAUCAGCAAUGGGAUUCCUCUCCCUCCCGCCCAGGUGCCUCCCAGUAGACUCCAAGUGAAGCAGAAGCCAGAACCUCCUGGGAGAGAAGAUGCCUCUGCAAAUGAUGCUAGUGCCCAAAUGGACUUCAAGCAGAUCCCACUGACCCAUGGAGAAGCUUCAUCCAGCACGGACAGACCUGUUGUGCUGAGAGCGCGUUGUGAGUGCACCGUGGUGGUGAGGGCAGGCGAGGUGCCGUCUCUGCCAGACCUGCGGGCUCUGCUGAGGGAGCGGUUUGGCCAGCAGGCAGAGCGAGGGAAGCUGAGUUACAGGCAUUUGGAUGGCAAAGAACUGGGUGCAGUUUUGGGAGAGGAGGAUCUAGGGAAGAUGUGGCAGCAGCUGACAGAUGGCAGGCUGACACUCUGCUGCCAGGACUCGGACUCCCACUCGGGCAGACCCGUCCUCUACCGGAUGCUGGCUCAGCACUCUUACCUUGUGCAGGGGCCAGGGGACCUGGAGUUCAGCAAGGGAGAUGUGCUGGAUAUCCUCUCUGAAGUGAACGAGGACUGGCUGGAGGGACACUGCAAUGGCAAGACUGGCAUCUUCCCCAAAUGCUUUGCAACCCAGACCAGUUGUGGUGCUACCUUCCUAUAGCGGACAGGAGCCUUUGUCUGCCCAACUGCACUGUCUCCCAGGGGUGGGAGACACCAGUCCCAGCUCAUUUGGGCCACAGCCAGCACAGCCAGGAGCUCUGCUGAACCGGACAAGAGAUGUCCCCCACCCACAGAUCCCAUGGGGUCAGUUCCAGCAGUCUGACAGCAUUUUCUACAGCCUGUUCAUAGACAUGGCAUUUUUACCUCAGUGCUUACACUGCCAAAGAUGUGCCUGUGCAGGGCAGAGAGAAGCGGGAGGGAUCUGGUAUUUGGCUAUGGGAAGUGUCCACGUGGCAACUCAGACCUCAGGGGCUCAGGCUUCUGGGUGGGAAGAGGUUCCUCUGGAUGGAGGUUAUCACCCCCUCUCUUGUUGCUCAAGUUCAGGCUGGGAAGGCUGAGCCUCACUCUAAUGAAGCUAAGGACAGCAGUCUGUGAGCAGGAGGCAGAGCCCAGUUCCCCCGGCCCUUGGGCCACAUAUCCUUAUCUCCACCAGACAGAGAGACACUGUUCUUUUGGAAGGCUUUCAUAACCAGUUUGCAGUGGGGUAUGUGGGAGAACACCUUGGAUUAGGACCACCAUGUAUCAUCUUCCGCAGCAAAUAUGCCAUGGAUCUGCCAGAGCCAAAGGGCUCUGAGCAUUUCUCAGCCCAGAUGCCUUCAGUUCUUUUCGUAAGCUCUUAAGUCCUGCCUGAAUGUUACUGCCUCAUGCUGUGUGGGCAGGGGUCUUGUAGCACAGCAGAGAGGUAGCUGUGGAAAUAGCCCUGCUCAGACCAGCCCUGGGCUUUGGCAGAGCCUUGAAGGGGCUGGGAUGAGGGCUGGCUGGGCAGUGCGGCACUGGGCUGGUGGCUGGAGCUGGGAGGACUGAAAUUACUGUCCGGUCCUGCAGCUGAGCUGGACUGGGCUCUGCUGAUCUACAUAAAACACUCAAGUGCUUGGAGCUGGAACUUGCUAUGCAUUUGGUGUCUGACAAGGCUGAGCUAUGUAACUUGAAUAUAAAAAAAAACCCCGAGCCAAAGUUGGCAGCUCUUAAAUCAACUUCCACUUGUAUUUUUCUGCUGAGAUAUGCCAGUAAAUAUUUUUAAAGACA